Messenger RNA from Cercocebus atys (sooty mangabey), 3349 nucleotides. RefSeq lists its product as uncharacterized. NCBI's taxonomy places the organism in Eukaryota, Metazoa, Chordata, Mammalia, Primates, Cercopithecidae. The record is from RefSeq and is a predicted model, not a curated record. Bases 1 to 2760 code for a protein of 919 amino acids. The transcript has 16 exons.
AUGAGGCAAGUCCCAAAGCCCCUCUGUCCCUGCUCUGCAGGGCUAAGGAGGGAGGCUGGUGCAUUAAGGGUACCAACAGCUCCCUGUAUCCCUGUAUCCCUGUAUCCCUCUCCAGGUGGCAUCCAAACAUCAGAAGCUGCCAUCCUGCCCUAUGUGCCCUACCCAAUCAGUCCCACCACAGGUUCCCCUCCAGCCACGCACCUGCCCAUCCUGCAGCCAAGAAGGACGUCCCCGCUGGGGGCUCUCAUGACAGAUCCCAUCACAGGCAUUGAGGUGCCUGUGCUGGCUGUGACUCUGCACCCCCAAACGAGGCAGUGGCUCACUCUUAGGGGGACAUACUGCAAUCCUCUCACCAAGACCUUGGCCCCUCUGGAGAUGGGGGGUCCCAUGGAGGAUCCAGUCACAGGAGGCAUCUCGCCCAUCCUGGGAGUCGGGUUGGAUGAAAACACAGGUCAGCUGCUUGUACUGGGAGGGCUGCGAGAUGCUUCGGGGAACCUCAUGCUGCCUGGUGACAGCUUUGUGGAGCCACUGAGCGGGAAGACAGUCCAGCUCCAGGAGGCUUCCCGACGAGAGGGCCAGACAUUGCCCCAUAUGGGAGGGUCACAGGCCGUGCUGGACACCAAUGUGCUGGUGGCCCAGAGGCAAGUGAUUGCAGUGCUCCAGCAGUGCCAGGGGAGUCCAGAGUCAGAUGUACAGAGGCCUCUGGAGGCUGCCAUCAAGGACAUGAGACAGGCACUGGCCUUGAGUCUGCACCACAUCCUGCAGCAGGCUCGGAGGCUGGAGAGGCAGCUGGCAGCAGCGGAUGACACUGAAGCCAGUGGUGGCAGGAUAGGAAUGAUGCGCUAUCCCGGGACAGAGCUGUGGGUCCCAGCCCUGUAUGGAAUGGAGAUCCCAGAUCCUGAGGGCUCGGGGCUCAUGGUGCCUAUCCUGGGCAUGGAGCAUGAUGAGAAUUCUGGCGAUGACAUACCCCUGGCAGGCUCAAUGGAAGACGCUGAUGGCAAAGGUCUAAUCCCAAUCUCGAUUGGGGCUCAGGCCAUAGACCCCUGGACUGGGAAGCCUGGUCCCGUCAUUGGAGCUCAAAUGGAUCCCUCUGCCAGAGUGGUGGUGCCCAUUGUCCAGGUGCUGGAGGCGUUACCUCGGGGAGUGAGAGACCCUGGUCUGCUGCACGUCCUGGAGCAGGAGUUGAGAGCCCGGGAGCAGUACUGGUGCCACCAGCAACAGGAGGAAGAGCGGUUACUGGAACACCUGGGGCACCUGAGCCAGGAGCUCCACUUCACGGCAGGAAAUGGCACUGAGCAGCAGCUGGGGGCUGCAGAGGAGGCCUGCCGGGCCCUUGAGUCCCGCUGCCUGCAGGAGUCGGAGAGAAGAGCCAGGGCUCUGAGCACACACAGCAGCCCAGAGCGGGGCCUGCUCUCUCAAGCAGACAGAGAGGAGUGGGAACAGGAGGCACAGGUGGUGCUGGAUGUGCGAAAGUUCCUGCAGAGUUUAGCGCAGGUAGCAGAAAAGCUUAGGCAAGCUGCUCGCCGGCUGCAGGGCCAGGAGGAGGAGACGCGGCUGCAGCAAAGCAGGAAUCAGAGCCCACAGGUCUGGAACCGCCCCAGGAAGGUGGUUCAGCGUCUCUCCGAUGAGUUUCAGGGGGUGGUGAGGGAGAGACGGAACUUCCUGGCUAGGGCCCUGGGUCAGCUGCAGUACCGACGGAAGUGGAGCCACCUCCAGCUCUUGCACACCCAGAUGAUUGCCUCAGGAACCCCUGUGUGUUUGGAGAAUUACCCUGGAGACAUAUUCUAUGGAACAGUCACCACUUCUCUCAGGGACCAGGCCGCUGCCUGCCCCCUGUUGAUCCCAUUCCUGAAGCAGCUCACUGCAGCGCUAGUAGGAGCUCCAGGGCUGGAGGAUCAGAGGCUAGAAACAGCUGAUGUCAUCUGGACUUCACCAUUCUUCUCCAUCCUGAAGAAAGCAGACAUCUGGUCCCAAGCCCAGGGAAAAAUCUGGUCCCAAGCCCACAAGGAAAAAGCUGAACUGCAAGAACAAGUAUAUCACAAACCAGACCCAAAGAGCUCUUUGCAGGAUCUUCCAAAACCUCAGACAGUGCAGAAGGAAGAGUUGAUAACUGUGCAACCCAUUGACCUUUCUGCCAGGGAGUUUGUGGUUUACCAGUAUGGCCUCUCCAUUCUGCACCUCCUCAUCCCCCAGCUUCAUGCUCCAGAAAUCACCCUGAAAGUUGCUUCUCAUCUUCCUGCCAUGGAAGCCCAAGGCAGCACCUUCCAAGGUGCUUUCUUCUAUCAGAGUGCUGAAAACACACUGUUCAUUGGGAGAGAGUGUUUGGCCUCUGUGGGAAGCUUUGUUCUGCUGCUGAUCCGCUGCCUGGCCCACAUCAUUGCUGGGGAACCCCACCAGGACUCCGACCCUGCCUUUCUGGGGUCAUUUUACAAGGGCCUGGAGGCCUAUUUCAGGGAAGCAUUCUCUAUUACACUGAGAAUGUCAGCGGUUUCCAGGGACAGAAAACUUGACCAAAGCAUAAGUGCUAUCCUGCUGGAAGAACAGCCCAUCUCUGACAGAGAAAGAGAUCUUCUGUCUAAACUCAUUGAAAUGAAGCAUGCAUUUCCCUUGGAGCCAGAAUCACUAGAAGAGUAUAUUCAGAAAAACAAAGAUCUUCUGCUCUUCACCAAUAUGGAACAUUUCCUAAAAAGCAUCCUCGCCACAGAACAACAAAUCCUAAGAAAACCAAGAAAUCAAUUUGGGAGUGAAGAUAAGAUCUAGAAAGAAAAUGGUAAUCCCAUUUCAGUCUGCAUGAUUAAAAGGUCUUAAAUACAUCAGUACAACAUCUGAUGAAGCUGAUAAGAAUUACUGGAAAAUCUAUAAUAUUCAUGGUAAAUCACAUAAAUAAUGUGUAUUACAGUUUUAGGUGUAUAUAUAAUAGGGGCUAAUAUUUGCCACAGAAGUUGAGGACCCCUGCUCACUGUGACUAAAAUUUUCACUGUGACUAAAAGAUCAUCAGAUCACAUAUCUUAUUAAAAUAAUUAUUAAAUAUAUUGACUAAAACUCUUUCUAAGAAUGUAAAACAUAUAUGUCAUUAUUCAGUCAGGCUAAGGUUGUCUAUUACUGAAUCACAAAGUAGAUGGAUAUAUGUAUACAAUAUUUGGUGAUCUAGAAUGUGUACUUAAAAUAUAAGCCAUGUCACACAAAAUUCAUUUUGGAGGCCCUGGUUGAAACACCACAAAGAGAUAAGCAGUCAUAUGAAAGUGAAGUUUUGGAGUGCUGAUCAGGAGAAACAGCACCAUUACUGGGCACGGUGGCUCAAGCCUGUAAUCCCAGCACUUUCGGAGGCCGAGACGGGCGGAUCACGAGG